Aspergillus uvarum CBS 121591 is the source of this 711-nucleotide messenger RNA. RefSeq names its product aminoglycoside phosphotransferase family protein. The transcript has a single exon. Bases 4 to 681 code for a protein of 225 amino acids. NCBI's taxonomy places the organism in Eukaryota, Fungi, Ascomycota, Eurotiomycetes, Eurotiales, Aspergillaceae. The record is from RefSeq and is a predicted model, not a curated record.
CAAAUGGCAAGAGCCGCUGGAAUGCCCGUGCCUAAAGUUCUGAAUUAUGGCGAACAACUUUACCCCGACUACAACCGAAAAGUCUCCAUUGUGAUGACUCGCCUCCCGGGAAUAGAGUUGAACAACUGGGAGGAUAAGGAAUAUGAUCCUGAUAGCGAGGAGCCGUGGCUACAGGAGCUGAAGACAUGCGUGCAGACCAUGCGCUUGUGGACGCCCCCUUCCUCACGCCGAAACUGGGUCUCAUCAGCGAUCGGAACAUGUUUACGAAGCCAGCGCAUUCCCCAUCAUAUCAUGGGACCAUUCACAGAUCAGACGCAGUUGCACGACUUUCUGCUGUCCACAGCCUCAAAUCAUACUUUCAAAUCACAGGCCGAGUUUGAGAAAGUCCUGGCCACGGCGAAGAAAUUGGAUCAACGAAAGUAUAGAAUGGUUUUCAGUCAAGGUGACUUGAAAGCUCAUAAUAUCCUUGUUGGUGAUGAUGGUCAUCUAACUGGGUUUCUCGACUGGGAGUCUGCGGGCUGGUAUCCGGAAUACUGGGAAUUUACUACGGCUAUGCGAUUUGGGAGGAAUAGCUGGUGGUUCAGGGCAGUUUCUUGGAUUGGAGGUUCCGAAUAUCUUGAGGAACUGGAUUAUGAUCGUGCUGUAAACAACCUGACAGUGGAUUCUUAUGUCUUUUUCUAGGACAACGGGUGCUGAAUUUCCAAGGCGCCU